Molecule: messenger RNA, 4188 nt
Organism: Cyprinus carpio (common carp)
Lineage: Eukaryota; Metazoa; Chordata; Actinopteri; Cypriniformes; Cyprinidae
Product: adenylate cyclase type 2-like
Exons: 21
Coding region: 524-3226 (900 amino acids)
Biological process (GO): cAMP biosynthetic process; adenylate cyclase-inhibiting G protein-coupled receptor signaling pathway; intracellular signal transduction
Cellular component (GO): plasma membrane
Molecular function (GO): adenylate cyclase activity
Source: RefSeq, a predicted model, not a curated record
GGUAGUUUCCGCAGCGCGUGCACAGUUAGCGAUCGAGCCGCUUGAACUAGAGCCUCUGAGAGAGAAACAGUUAGACAAGAGUUUGCACAGUCAAACACGGAACUGAGGGCCAAAACUGAAUGUAUCUUACUGCUGUGGGUUUCGGCAGUAAACAACAGUUCAGCGUGCGACGAUAGCAGCCAGGAUUUCUUGGACUGUGGAAGAAUCUAAUUGCAUUGCAUUUCCUCUCAUCCAACGUACACACGUCGGGGUAUCCUGAAGCACCAGAGUGAGGCGAAAAGUGCUGAAAGAGUGAAUACAGAACGAAGAAGGAUCACAAAGGACAUGCACAGAAUGGUGCUCUUGAGGGGAGAGCAGAAGUGUUCUUCCCUGGAAUGACCUCCCACACACUCUCACGUGGUUUCUAUGGGGAUUUCAGCAUAGCAGCACACUGCUGGAUGGGAGGUAGUGUAUUUCUGUGGUAUCUGAUUGCUCUACUCUGAUUGGCCAGUACUAUUCAGUCGCCACACUGCCAUUGGUCAGAAUGCCGCCAAAAGGGAAGUACUUGCUGAACGAGCAGCAGAUGAAACAGGAAACACUGUACAGGAAAUUUUCUGGCAUUAGCCAAUACCAGCCAUUCGUACUGUUGCUGGGACUGAGCAUGCUCACCUGUGUCACACUGCUAGUGCUCUUCUUCAGCCUGAAACUGGAUGCAAAGGUCCAUGGUGUAUUUGUGGGAGUUGUGGGAGGAGCGUUGUGUUUGUUCCUGGCUGUGUUUAUAUUAGUGUGUACAGAGACCCUCUCUCAGAGAUGGAGAACUUUACUCGGCCUCACCGUGUGGGCCACACACCUCACAAUGGGCUUCACCUUUAUUUUCAGCACAGAAACCGAAAUGCCAAUACAACCAUGGGACCAGGUGCCCUUCUUCCUCUUCAUCAUCAUUACAGUCUACAUAAUGCUGCCAUUCCAGAUGAGCUACGCUGUGACCCUGAGUAUCGUCUCCUCUCUGUCUCACAUCAUUGUUCUUUCGGUGCACCUCACAGUGGACCCCAAACACAAAUCAUCUCCUCAUCUCAUCACCAAUCAGUUGCUGUCAAAUGCUGUGGUGUUUGUUUGUGGAAGUAUGGUGGGUGCAUUUCAUAAGGUUCUGAUGGAGAAAGCUCUCAGGCAGACAUUUCAGGAUACUCUUCGCUGCCUUGGCAUUCGCAUGAAACUGGAGAUUGAGAAGAGACAGCAGGAAAACCUUCUACAGUCAGUGCUUCCUGUGUACAUCUCCAUGAAGAUGAAGUUGGCCAUAAUGGAGCGCUGCAAGUGUAAAGAUAAAGAGGAACAGCAGCGUAUGGUCCGUGACAACAACUUCCACAGUCUUUACGUGAAGAGACAUGAGAACGUCAGCAUCCUGUAUGCUGACAUAGUGGGUUUCACACGUCUGGCCAGUGACUGUUCUCCUAAGGAGCUUGUUAUCAUGCUGAAUGAACUUUUUGGGAAAUUUGACCAGAUUGCAAAAGAGAACGAGUGUAUGCGGAUAAAAAUUCUUGGUGACUGUUAUUACUGUGUGUCUGGCCUCCCUGUUUCCCUGCCAAAUCAUGCCAAAAACUGUGUUAAAAUGGGCCUGGACAUGUGCGAAGCCAUCAAGCAGGUGCGUGAGGCGACAGGUGUGGAUAUAAACAUGCGUGUAGGUGUGCACUCUGGAAAUGUCCUCUGUGGUGUGAUUGGCCUACGGAAAUGGCAGUUUGAUGUGUGGUCACAUGAUGUCACCUUAGCCAAUCAUAUGGAGUCAGGUGGAUUACCAGGCCGGGUUCACAUCACAGAAGCGACUCUGAAGCACUUGAACAAAGCGUAUGAGGUGGAGGAGGGGAAUGGUCAUCUGAGAAACCCAUACCUUAAAGAGCUUAACGUCAAGACGUACCUGGUCAUAGACCCGCGGUCAAAAGACUCAUCACUGAUGGCUCCCAGUGUCACUAAGCCUCGUGUGAGUGAUGGUUUGAAGAUGCGAGCAUCUGUGCGUAUGACACGCUUCCUGGAGUCGUGGGGGGCUGUUAAACCUUUCGCCCAUCUGCAGAGCCGAGAGGAAUUCAGCACAGAUGCUAUGGUCAAUGGAAAGGGUCGCUGCAAGGACAUCCCUCUUAGAUCAGUACCGAUCAAAAUUACAGAGAGGAAUAAAUCACAGAAGACUAAGUUUGAUGAAGAACUUUACGACAAGAUGACCACCACCAUCAACGAUUUGAGCUCCAGCAAGCAGUGGAUGAAGUCUGAAGAGAACUCUGGCCUCACACUGUGGUUUACUAAAAGAGACCUGGAAAAGCAGUACAGGACAAUAGAGAUGCCAAGCUUUAAAUACUACAUUGGUUGUGCCACCUUCGUCUUUUUAUGCAUCUUCAUCAUCCAAAUGCUUGUUACCAAGCAGCGUAAAAUGCUGGGGCUGGUGUUUGCGGUGUUGGCGUGUGUUCUGCUUUUGGCUCUGUGCAUCUGUUUUGCAGGUCAUAUACAGAGGAUGUUUCCGGAGAAGUUAAAGUCAUGUACGUGGCUCUCGGCUCUUUCAGAAGCAGUGGUUAAGAGACCUUUUCUGCGCCUCCCAUUGGCAACCGUGACCACCGCAGUCAUAGUCAUCAUCGCCAUGUUCAACUUUUAUUUUAAAACCCAAGGGAAUUUAUGUGACAUUUUGGGACGAAAUGAGAGCACAGUUCUUAAUUCAACAUUGGGAGAAGACCUUCAAUAUUUGCCUUAUUCAGUAUAUAAUUGUAUAUUGGCAUUGAUCGCCUGUGGCGUGUUUUUGAGGGUGAGUUUGGAGCUGAAGGUGGCCUUCCUCUUCAUCGUCUCUACCGUUUCCUACAUCAUCAUCUUCUACUCUCAGGAAAGUCUCUUCAGCAGCUACAGCUGCCUGCUCUGCUUCAACCACAGCAGUGUGGAGACCAUAUCGACGCGGUUCAAAGCAGGACUUAUGAAGGACCCACAGCUCAUGAGCUGCAUCUACAUCACACUCUUCCUCUUUACCAUGCUGCUCAUAUCCUACCAGAAUGAGUACUGCUGUCGUCAGGACUUCCUGUUGAAGAACAAGAACCUGGCAGAUAAGGAAGUUGAGCUGUGCAAAAACCUGAACCGUCUUCUUUUGGAGAAUGUUCUCCCGGCGCAUGUGGCCGCUCUCUUCAUGGGCGAGAACAAAAAGAAUGAGGUGGGGCUGCUGUCCACUAUCUCUUUACUAAACCAGAAAUACAAGGUAGGAACUGGCUUCGAAUGUGUGGGAUGAGCCUGUAUAUCACCCCCUCAUGUCUCCCAUACAAGACCAAACAUAUACCAGUGAUUCCCAAUCAGGGGUACCUAAGCCGGUUCCAAAGGGCACUUGGACAGAUUUUGAUUUAGCUUUGUUGAAUAUUUAAAACAGAAACAAAUGUUAAUUCAUUAAAAUUACUAACUUUGAAUAAUUUCAUGGUUUUGCAGAUCUUUUUAAGGAAACAAAAUAAUAUGUGAAAGAUGAAUGUUUGUAAGAGCCUUAUAGAUUGGGCUGUGGCAGUACUUAAGACAAAAAAGGUUGGGAAACACUGCCAUAUACCGCACAUGAUAAUAUCAUGCAAUACUCCACCAUGCCAUUCCAAUAUCAUACUCUAUGAUCACAAUGUGCACAAUACAGAGAAUCCCACACUGUAUUUUAUAGUAACCUCUCAACCAUUUUCUACCACAGUCUAUACUAUACCAUACCAUAAUUAAGAACUUAGGUCUGAAAAUAGGCCUGAAAUAAUUAUUGUGAUUCAUGAGUUUUAUUUACAAUGGUUUUUAUUCUUUAUAUAUUUUUAUGACAAGAAAUAUUAGCUCAUUAUUACAGUUAUCUAUAAGUGCAAGGGUUUUGUCUUAUUUCCUUUUUCUCACUGUCCAGAAUUUUUUUUUUAUGUUAAUUUAACACACUACUGGUCCAUUUUGCGGGUCUGUAAGAAUUUUUUUUUCAAAAAGUUUUUGGAAGAAGUCUUCAGCGUCACAUAAUCCUUCAGAAAUCAUUCUUAUAUGCAGAUUUGGUGCCCAAAAAAACAUUUAUGAUAAAUAGAAAGUUCAAAAGAACCUCAUUCUUUUUAGAAAUAUUUUUUUUUCUUUUGGACCAUUGUAAGUCUUCACUGUCACCUUGGAUCAAUUUAAUGUCCUUGCUGAAUAAAACUUGUAAUCUAUCUUAAAAAUAAUCUUACAGACCCUUUGAACAAUAGCCCAAUUUAUAUAUAUAUA